Messenger RNA from Eupeodes corollae, 8139 nucleotides. RefSeq names its product protein sevenless (gene sev). The transcript has 13 exons. Gene Ontology annotation, cellular component: membrane; signaling receptor complex. Gene Ontology annotation, biological process: regulation of TOR signaling; cell surface receptor protein tyrosine kinase signaling pathway; protein phosphorylation. The record is from RefSeq and is a predicted model, not a curated record. The coding region runs from base 760 to 7959 and encodes 2399 amino acids. NCBI's taxonomy places the organism in Eukaryota, Metazoa, Arthropoda, Insecta, Diptera, Syrphidae. Gene Ontology annotation, molecular function: protein binding; transmembrane receptor protein tyrosine kinase activity; ATP binding.
AAUCAGUUGCGAUCCGACCACGGUAGACUCAAGACAUAUUCACGCUUCAAACAUCGAUCACGUUCGUCUGCGUCGCGUCGUCGUUCUUCGUUGUAGUCGCUGCUGAUCAACGCUUUUUGUAUCUAUUUGCAAAUUGAAUCUAAUUGAAUUGCAAAAGUUGCAUUGAGCCUAAUCAAUUAAUUGAUUGCUUCGUGUUGAAUAUUAUUUUUACAUACUUCCAAUAUUGAAAUUAUUACAAAAAACCGGUUUUUCAGUAUCUGAAGUCUGAACUGAAAAGAUCUCGGUAUACUCAGUCGUUAAAAAUAUACGAUUUUACAUGACACAGGUGGUGUACAAUAAAAAGAGACUAAAAUUUAAGUUUUCAAAAACACAACCCUAAACGAAGGUCGUGCCAAUUUUUUCCAAUUAUGUGAUUAAUUAAAGAAAGAAAUUAAAAACGAAUCAAAAAAUAAAACUGUCUAACGCGUGAUGACAAUUUUUAACGGAAAAGCAAAUAAAAAUAUGUCCCAAAAUAUCUUUUGAUGAGUAAAUAUAUCUAUUGUUUUCGGGGAGGAGGAUCAUUCCACUAAAAAUAAUAAAGUUUGUAGUUAAUGUUUUGAUUGAAAACAAACUAAAGUCGAAACAGCUGCAGGGGGGUGGAGGAGUCAAGUCAAGACUGAGUUGAGCCGAAGCCGGCUUUAAGAAAUAAAAAUAAAAAUACAAAUAAUUAUAACGAAAAAUAAAUUAAAGCAAAUAAGAAAUUAAAACCAAAACAAAAUCAUGCGUUGUGUGUCAUCGUCAUCUUCAACGUCGUCGUUGUUGUUGUUAUCGUCGCCUAUCGGCUUAGCGAUCACAAAGCCGAUCUUCAAAAGCGGGUCAGUGUUUUCAUUGAGUAAUUUCUUCGCAAUUUUAUUGAUUAUAAUUAAUUUGUGGUCGGGUACAGUGACGGCGACGACAGAGUCUGAAUCGGUAACGUCGUCAUCGACGUCGUUGCUAGUUGAGGGGUUGGGGAUGGAAAUGGCCAUCUCUCCAUCAGGUCAAAACACAACUUCAUCUUUAGAUUUCGAUUCUUGGUUAAAUGAUACUAAUGAAAGUGGAUUUGAUGAUAUCAUCAACAAGUGUCUGGAUAAAUGUGAAAAGGAGGACCAAUUCUAUGGGAACUUACAAGCUGUAGGAUGCCUAAGUUAUAAGGAACUGUGCACUCAAGGUUGUAAUCACUGGAAACAAUCAACAUUCUCCACCUGCGAACAAGUUUGCCGUGAUGACACAUGGCACAGUAAUUUAUCGCCAUGCGACUUGGCCUGUAUUUCCGGUUGCAAUCAAGCUGUUUAUGGAAUUGUAGAUCAUCUUAGUAAAUUAGAUGAUUUUAAUAUACCUCCAGUGCUUGUUGAUGAUGUUGAUACUGAUGCUGAUACUAUCAAUGGAACUUCUCUGACAUUAUUUUGGCCAAUAGAACAUAGGAAAUAUUCAAUUAAAAGACUUGUCUUGCAAUGGGCUUUAGUGGCAAAUGAUAGCCCUUUGAGAUGGUGGUUUUCAUCAAGUUUUGAAUGGUUCAAAAAUUAUACUUGUACAAUUGAAAAACUACAACCUUUUACCAAGUAUAAGUUUAGAAUCGCUAUGAUGGUAACAACAGACCAUUCUGACUUCAUCUAUUCAGCUGAAUCAGAUGUCUUUGAAACAAUGCCCUCAGGGGAGCCUUCAUCCAAACCAGAGAUCACAAACGUUAAGACAUUGGACUACGACAAAAUAGCUAUUUUUUGGAAGCAGGGACGAUACACAAAUGGACCGCUAGAAAGUUACAAGAUUAUAGCCAAGGCGUUAGAGUCAAAUUUUACGUCUGAAGUGACUUCAUCAUCGGAAGAUGAGUACACAAUCCUUCACCACCUCGAACCAGAACAAACUUACGAAAUAGAAGUAGCAAUGGAAAAUUCCAUUGGCACUGGUCCUUCUGCAUUAACAGUUGCUUCAACUGGAAAACAACCUUCAGAAAGUCCAAGUCCAACGUUUAUUGUUGUUGGAGAUUUUAAGGUUAAUUUGCUGAAUACUUCAAGUGACAGUUCUACGGCAAUUGAAGUCUAUGAUAGUGAUCAGAUGAUAGUUGGAUACGAUGUCCUUGUUGAUCAGAGGACUUUUUUCGUGUCGGAUAUUAGUGGCCAUGUUUUUAGGAUCAAUAUGGAAAAUUCUGUGGAAAGAGAUGCCAUUUUGUUACCAAAAUCAUUCGAAAACUAUAAGCCGACAAAAAUAACAAUCGAUUGGUUAAGUUCAAACUUAUAUAUCUUAGGAGAGCCUCGAAAUGAGGUUCCAAAUAAAUCUUGGGUUAUCUUUCAAGCUGGAUCUAACGGUGAUGACCUUAAAAUCAUAGUCAAAGAUUUGAAAGAUAAACCUCUUGACUUACAAGUUGACCCUUUAAAUGGUUAUCUGUUUUGGAUAACACUGCAGUCUGGCGUUUUUCGUCUCGAUCUCGCCAAUGGAAAAUGGACAAAUAUUUUCACAACCGGAAAUUUCAGUGCGUUUUCAUUGGAUCCGAAAAGAUUCCUUUUAACAGCGUUUUCUAAAAGUGAAAAACAAUUUCAAAGAAUUUCAUAUGACGGAAGAAUUUCCUUCAAAGCAGAUGUUGAAGCUUCAUCGGUAAUUGUACUUGAUCUUGUUAAUUACGAAUCGAGCGUUUAUUGGACUGACGGCAAUCAAAUCUUUAACAAUCAAUCAGUAACGGUUCUGUUUGAAAAGUGUAAAUUUAUCAAACUUUUCCACACUUCUGCUCAAGAGAAAGCAACUGUAAACGAUCCACCAAUGGAAUUUCAAGCCCUUCUUUCAGCUGAUAAAGCUAAACUUUCGUGGAAACCACCGAAAAAAUCAUACUUCCAAAGUCCAUCUGCCCAAACACCCUAUGAAUAUGAUCUUGAGAUCAAGGAAGAGGAAGUUAGUGUGGCAAUAAGAAACAUCAAAUCGAACUUUUACGUCGUUGAGAAACUCAAGCCAAGCACAGAAUAUUGGUUUCGAGUGCGAGCAAACAUUGUAGAUGGUGCUGAUGGUCCGUGGAGUGAAUGGUUUAUGUCGAAAACAUGGAUGCCUUCGGAAGAACGUUAUCUUUUCUGGGCUACCGAAAAUGGUCUUCUGCGGUCAGACGAAGUAGGUGAUAAUUUAGAAACUGUGAUAAAUGGAACAAUUAAGUCGGUCACAUGGGCCAACGGAACGUUGUUUGUUGUUAAGAACUCUCAUCUCUACAACUGGGACACUAACAAUCUGACAGGGUUUGAAGUUGACGAUUCGGCAGGAAAUGUUGCAUUUGACUGGAAAGGAAACCAGUUGUAUUUUACAGAUUCGUCUAAGGGUGUUGUCGUACGGUCACACGUCGACGGAACAAAACGGGAACUUUUACCAAUUAUAGACGCAAAACAUAUUCAACUAGACUCUGAAAACGGUUAUAUAUAUUUUUCAACUGGUUUGAGAAUCAAAGCUUGUAGAUUAAAUGGCAAGGCUUGCAUGACCUACUACAGAACUUCUUUGUUCUCCGAAGAGGAACUUAUCGGUCCGGCUUUGGAUUUGAAGAAUGGACGUGUCUUGUGGACAAUUCAAUCAGAUCACGAUGGAUUUUUGUUUAGUUCAGCCUUGGCCCAUAUUGCGAAGAAAGCUGAGACACCCAUAAUCACUCCCAUGGAUAGAUUUCCGGUGAAAAAUUGGAUGUAUUAUUUGUCUUCCGGACGUUUGGUAUGGAAUACGAUGAUUGAUACUGGAAAUUCAGUGGUAAUGGCAAAUUCGAGUGGUGGUAAUGAAGCUCUCAUUCAUUUCCAAGAUACUUUAAAUAGUCUGUAUGUUGUUGAGCCUAAACUGAGACUUCAAGCAUCUUUUGACAUCAUUCCCGAUCAAGUUGAUAAUUCGACAUUGAAAGUUGUAGGACUGUGGGAUAAUUUCAACAUAACCUGGGAGCCGGUCUACGUUGAAAGCGUUUACUUUAACGUCAGUUACUCGAUCCAAAUUGGUGAUAAGGUUUUCCUAGAAAGUUCGGAGCCUUCUGUACACUAUCCGCGCACCGACUUGCCACCAUAUUCUAGCCUUAAAGUCUGGAUAACUUCGAAUUCUCCCUGGAAGAGUUCGCCAACAACUGUGAUCGAGGUCUUUUCACCGACAGCAGCUCCAUCGGAACCCCAACGUUUGAGAGUGUUCGUGAAUCGUGUAGCAGAUCCCAUAAGAGGAACUCAAAAUAUCUCAGCUAUAGUUCGUUGGGAGCCCCCGGAAGAACCAAACGGUCCAAUAAUUUUAUACACAAUAGUUUGUCAUAGAGGAGAAGAAUAUGUGGAGACUGUCAAUUCCACUGGUCUUGAGGCGAUAUUUUGGAGUCUUGAAAAUAACGUAACUUAUUCGUUCCAAGUACAGGCUUUCACAUCUGGAGCUGGAGGUGAGAUCUCAAAGGCGAUUGAAAUUACAGUCAGCUCCGAAUAUCAAUCGAUUCCCAAGCUUCUCAUAGCUGGUGGUGGUCUGAUUGAACUCCUGGAUAUAGAUUUAAAUUCUACAAAAAUCCUGGCCAAAUCUGAGGGUGCUAUAGAACAUAUUACUGUCAUAAACGGCGAUAAAAACUACGUCGUUUGGAUUGAUGAUGCCGCUCAGAUGAUGUCUUAUUUCCAGGGAAAUGUUAGCAUUGUCACACACUUAGACUCAAAAGUUCAAAGUCUUACAGCCGAUUGGGUAUCUCGGGUGGUUUAUUGGUCUCAAUCUGAUCAUGGUGGUGGGAGUACCAUUCACUCCCUGGACUUAAAUCGUUUCGAGGGAGAACCUUUGGUUGGGAAACUUGUCAUAUCGAAUCCCAAACCUAUCAAAAACCUUGUUAUGUUUCCAAUGAGUCAGACUUUGUUGUGGCUUGAGCUCGAUGGGAACUUGAGUGGUUGGAAUUUCAUGAACUCAACAGAGUUGAAAUUGUUCUCUGGCCUGAAUACUACUUAUAAAACCCUUUACCGCGGUUUAUUCGAAGAAAAUCAAGAAUCUGUGAUUUUGGUUGAUGAAGACGAAAAUUUGUGUAUCCUCCAAAUCCAGGAAGAAACUUGCCGACCACUGAAAAUUGGCAUAGACACAAACAAUUUGUUUAUAGCCGAGGAUAAUGGUUACUUCUAUGUUUUGAAAAAUCACUCUAUUAGAGCCUAUAGCCGAUUGUCACCAGAUUCCCUUGAGUAUAUGGUGCACACGAAUGAUAUUGAUAUGAUCACUGCAUUCAGCUUCCAACCGUUUCCAGAGAGAAGAUGCAUUUUGCCAGAUUUCGAUGAAGAGCCUUUGGUUGAAACGAACUUACUCGUUCCACAGUUAAUUAAUUCAACCACAUUCAGUCUUGAGUUGAAAUUUCCAAAGAUUUCAACUCCCUCCGGAUGCGGUAUUGAAGUACCCGGUCUUAAAUACACUUUGUUUUUGACAGAGUCUGAGAAUGAAAACGCUGAAGUGAGGAAUUUACACUCUUUUGAACCCCAGAUGAACAUUACCAACCUUAAACCUUUUACAAGAUAUAACCUUCAACUUCACAUCAGCAAUUUCUAUUCCGAGCAGUUUGAGCUUACUGGUGUGUCAGGUGUUAAUGUCACGAUGGGAACAGCACCUGGAAUACCUUGGGCUCCAGACAAUGUGACUGUUUCAGCGGUGAGUCCUCGAGAUGGUCUCGUAGAGUGGAUGGAACCAGCAGUUUUAAACAAUGAACGUGUGUGGUAUGAGAUACACUGGCAGACUGAAAGCCCAGCUAAUGGUGUCGUUCACCGGCACCAGACAAUCAUUCCUGAAACCGAGGACAAAUGGAACUCCCACGUUCUCUCGAGCCUACGACCAGAUCAUACAUACACCGUUUGGAUCAAGGUCUUCUCGACUUUGACUGCAUUCAACGAAACUUCUAUUUACACCUUCCAUACAUUCCCCGAGCCAGAAGACUUGACCUUUGUCAACUCAACUUCCAGUACAUUAACUCUUAGUUGGAACGCCUCAACUAAUGUUACGUCAGCAUUUCUGCUCUACUCUCCCCUCAAUAUAGACGACUACAUCAGUGUGAACAUAACAAGUGACUCCCAAAGGCGACUUAUAGAAUCUCUCGAGCCGAAAACUAAAUACACCUUCCAAAUGAAGCUUUUCUAUGCAAAUUCGGUGUAUUCCUACGUUUGGCCACCAGAUAAUCGAUUUGUUUUCGAAACUCUUGGCGAUCGUCCAGGCGCUCCCGGUCAGCCCCUAAUCGAACACAUUAAAGGAGAGGUUUUCAAAAUAUUCUGGGAACCUGCUCGCAAUAAUGGAGCACCUAUUCUUGAGUAUUCCCUCGAAGCUCUGCAAUCGAGUCAAGUUAAACGAGUUCGUCGGUCUCAUUAUUUCCCUCAAAGCGACGAUCGACAAGUAAACAAUAAGACUUUGGCUAGAUUGGGUCAGUUGCCUUGGGCUGAAGAGAUUCAACCGAUUCAAGACAAAUGGAUUCCAUAUUGCAAUGGAACCGAUACAAAUUGUAUAAUUAAGGAAUUGCACACAAUGAGGCUUUUGAUGUUUAGAGGACGAGCGAGAAACAUCUUUGGAUGGGGACCGUAUAGUGCAGAUAGUGAGAUGAUUGCAGAGCCAUUUGUAUCACCAAGAAAACGUGAUACACUAGUUUUUGCCAUUGUAGCACCGAUUACAAUAGUUUCGACUUGUGUCAGCAUGGCCUUUCUCAUAAAAUAUGUCCAUGGCCGUAGGAAGCAUGCAAAGAAACUCGUAGACGAUCUGCGCCCAAGCAUUUGGGGUCUUGAUAUAGCCACUGUUCAACAAGUAGCAAGAAGCCGAAACUUUUCUCAGACCAGUAGCAUGUUGUACACUGGGAAGCCCCUUACUGACGGUGAUAUAGCUCUGCUGCCACAAAUAAGUCGCAACCAGAUAAAUAUGCAACGAUUUCUGGGCAGUGGGGCCUUUGGUGAGGUCUAUGAAGGAUUGGUUACAUAUUCAAGUGAUGGGUCACAAGAUCGAGUUGCCAUUAAGACUCUUCGGAAGGGCGCCAACGAUCAAGAGAAAACGGAACUCCUCCAGGAAGCCCAUCUCAUGAGCCAUUUCAAGCAUGAGAAUAUUGUGAAGCUCAUUGGUGUAUGCUUUGAUCUCGAUUCAAUGUGCAUCAUAAUGGAGUUGAUGGAAGGCGGGGAUUUACAGACCUACCUGAGGGAAUCCCGCCCUUCAAUGGGCAAACUAGGAACCCUCACUCUGCUCGAACUUGUUGGCAUGUGUCUAGAUGUCUGCACUGGCUGUCGCUAUCUAGAAGAUCUGCAAUUCCUUCACCGGGACUUAGCGUGCCGCAAUUGCUUGGUCUCAUCAGUCGAUCCACAAUAUCGAGUUGUUAAAAUUGGCGACUUCGGAUUGGCACGAGAUAUUUACAAGUGUGACUACUACCGCAAGGAAGGCGAAGGUCUGUUGCCAGUUCGUUGGAUGGCUCCAGAAUGUCUUGUCGAUGGAGUAUUUACUUCUCAAUCAGAUAUAUGGUCAUUUGGGAUUUUGUUGUGGGAAAUUUUAAGUCUCGGUCAACAGCCCUAUCCGGCACAGAGUAAUUUGGAAGUACUGAAUUUUGUCAAGGAGGGCGGACGUUUGGAACGACCUAAAGACUGUCCCGAAAAGCUGUAUAAUCUUAUGAUUGAAUGUUGGAGUCAUGAUCCUCAAGAUAGACCCACGUUCCAAAGAUGUCUAACCGACUUGAUGUCAGUUAAAGUUGAAGCUUUGAAUAUGAUCCAUACCAAAGCUUUUGAAGGUGGAAUUGCAAAUAUGUCAUAUUCCGAGACGGAAUCUGAUGUAGAAAGUAUUUCUAAAGCUAAUAUAUCCGAAGGUAUUGAUAAACGAUCCAGUCUGAAUAGUAGCUUUAAUGAUAAAACAAGCCAAAGAAAUCAAUCUGAUGAAAGUCCAAGGGAACUAACCUCGUUCAGGGUUUCCAUGCCAACUGAAGCAGAAUUUAAUAAUAUAAAUCAGCCAAAGCAGAAGUCAGUUCAUUACGUUAAUGAAGGACUGUCCAGAUUUUAGAAAUAAGUUUAUAUUCAUAAGCAUGAGUGUUUAAAUUUUAGACUACGAGUAUAUAUAUAAACAAACCAUGAUAUUUUUUGUGAUGUUAUAUUGAAAAACUUUAUUUUUUUGUUUAUAAGUUACAUAACGAGUACAUCCAUAUACUUAUUUAAAUAAAGCAAAACUUUAAAAUAUUUAAAA